Molecule: messenger RNA, 336 nt
Organism: Emiliania huxleyi CCMP1516
Lineage: Eukaryota; Haptophyta; Isochrysidales; Noelaerhabdaceae
Exons: 1
Coding region: 1-336 (111 amino acids)
Source: RefSeq, a predicted model, not a curated record
AUGAGCGUCGCCGAGCUCGAGCGAGCGUUCGCCCGUCGAGGUGUGGUGACAGAGUGGCACCGCGGGCAGACAAACGUCUUCUUUCCUGGAGAGACCAGAUUUACUAAGUGCACGGUCCUCUGCCGCGUGGGCGGCCGUGGGAGGGUAUGCGUUGUGCCCGAGUUUGAGGAUGCCCUCGCCGGAGAGCUCAAGGACGCGGGCAUGCAGCAUGAGUUCACGCAAGCCGCCGCCUUCAAAAUACGGCAGAGGCGCGUGCUACUAACGGAUGCCGUGCCGGAUGACAUUGCCGCGCGCGUCUGCCAGGCUGCAUGGACAUCGCGGGCUGCAUCCCCGUAG